Molecule: messenger RNA, 1504 nt
Organism: Strongylocentrotus purpuratus (purple sea urchin)
Lineage: Eukaryota; Metazoa; Echinodermata; Echinoidea; Camarodonta; Strongylocentrotidae
Product: glutathione S-transferase theta-1
Exons: 5
Coding region: 73-753 (226 amino acids)
Biological process (GO): glutathione metabolic process
Cellular component (GO): cytoplasm
Molecular function (GO): glutathione transferase activity
Source: RefSeq, a predicted model, not a curated record
GUUACUUCUGGGUCGAUCCUCAUUGUUGAAGGGCACACUCACUACGUCCACGUUUGACGACAGGAAUUCAUCAUGGUUGUCAAGGUUUACGUUGAUCUGCUCUCCCAGCCUUGCCGGGCUCUCAUCUUAUUCCUCAAGAACACCAAAAUUCCGUUCGAAAUUGAGACGAUUAAUCUGAAUGAUGGAGGUCACAAGAAACCUGAGUUUGUGAAGAUGACUCCUCUCUGCACAGUACCUGCCAUUCAAGAUGGAGACUUUGGCAUGGGGGAAACUGUGGCGAUUAUUCGUUACUUGGCAACAAAGUAUGCAGACCUAGUCCCAGACCACUGGUAUCCAAAGGACCUGGAGAAAAGAGCCAGAGUUGAUGAAUACAUGGCCUUUCAUCAUACAGGAACUAGAGGAGGAUGCGGUGGGCUCUUCUUCAGUGAGGUCCUUAUCCCGGUCUUUUCAGGAGGAAAGCAGCAUGCUUCAGAGGAAAGGUUGAAGAGAGACGAAGAAAACAUGACCAAACAACUAGACAAACUCGAGAAUGCUUUCUUGCAGGAUAAUGAUUGGUUGGCUGGAGAUGAUAUCUCUGUCGCCGACGUGCUUGCCGUCUCGGAGAUGAUGGAGAACACUGUAAAUGGACGAGAUGUAGCAGAGGGGCGACCUAAACUCAGGGCCUUCAUAGAUCGUGUGACGAAUCGUCUCAAUCCUGCCUUUGAUGAAGUACACGGAGCGCUGUAUGCAUUUAGGGACAGCUACAACAAAUAGAUUCUCAGUGAAAAAUGCUUUAGAAUGACUCUCACAUUUCCACAAGUCUUUAUUAAUAUCGAAUCAUCUUCUAUAAAUCUUUUGAGUCUAUUGAACAUGUAUUCUUUACGGCUCUUUGUCAUCUCUGAAAAUGUUUUCUUCGUCUACCCUCUUUUUAUUUUAAUCUCCAUAUAACACUGGCACUGCACAUUUGACUAUCAAUUUGUUCCCGUACCUUCUUUGUAUUACGUUUAAACCCGUUCCCCCUUUCUCUCCCUCACUCUUUUAACGCUCUCUAAAUCCAAUCCAAUAUCAGUAGAUUCUCAGCGAAAACAGUUUUGAAGGAUACAAAAGGUAUUUUCCCCAAACAUUUUCCCCCAUAUCACAUCUCUCUUUUCUCUUUCGGGUAAUAUUCAUUUCCACGUCUCUUUCUCUUCCUUCCUCUCUCUUUCUCUUUCUCUCUCUCUCUUAAUCGCCGUACUAACAAUUUAAUGAUCUUUAAUCCUUUAGUAUAUCCAUCCCAUUUUGAAUACACAGUGGCACAAGGAGAUUAUUUUUGUAGCUUAAAAAGAGUAACAUUUCACCGAAAUCUGUAAUGCAAUGGUUGUUCAUUAAAAAUAUAUUUUUUUCUAGAUGUUACAUUAACCUACAUUUUGUAAAAACAUAAUUAACACACUAUCGACUUGAACAUGAGCUAAAUAAUAAUGACAGAGUCUGCUGUAAAUAUGGUAAAUGUGAAACUUGAUAAUUAAAUGUUGAACUUGCAAGUUUA